Molecule: messenger RNA, 2373 nt
Organism: Dromiciops gliroides (monito del monte)
Lineage: Eukaryota; Metazoa; Chordata; Mammalia; Microbiotheria; Microbiotheriidae
Gene: KLHDC3
Product: kelch domain containing 3
Exons: 11
Coding region: 619-1761 (380 amino acids)
Biological process (GO): maturation of SSU-rRNA from tricistronic rRNA transcript (SSU-rRNA, 5.8S rRNA, LSU-rRNA)
Cellular component (GO): nucleolus; cytoplasm; 90S preribosome
Molecular function (GO): chromatin binding; protein binding
Source: RefSeq, a predicted model, not a curated record
AGCCUAUCCCUACCCCGACCCUGACAAGCUUGAGUUCCUGGUCCUGGCUAGGUUCCAGGUACAUCUGUCAGGGGAACUCCUUGUGCCCAUGGGGAGUCCCAGGUAGCUCCAGUUACAGAAUCUGGUGGGAGCUGCCUAUUUCUGCCAAGCUGCCCUGGUUAUAGUGAAGUUUCCUGAGUCUGGGCACAUUGUGUCCUCUCUGAGGUGCAACAAGGACAAGGACCCUGGAGAAGGAGGUGCCCAUUCCAAGGGCCUGAAGCUUUUUUUCCUGGAAGUACCCAUGCCAGACUGUAGUGGGUUGUCUAGGCUGGCUAGGUUAUUAAUAGCCCCAGGGUAUUUUAGUCUCCCUCUCCCUACCUUAGAGAGUGCCCAGGAUUCUUAAGAACUUUUGGCCCUAAGCAGCUUGACAACAGAGGCAAUAGGACUUGUUUCUUAUCUCUGCAGUUCCUAGCUGAGGAGGGUGCUGAGUCAGUCUAGGAGCUUUUCCCCAUCUGGGGACAGUGUAUGGGAUCCCUGGAUCCCUGGAGCCCCCAGAUGUCCUGAGCCUUUGGUAGCAGAGACAGCGGGGCGGGCUGGCCGUGCUGUGCGGGCAUGUGUCGAUAGCCACAUCCGGGGGGAAUGUUACGGUGGACGGUGCACCUGGAGGGCGGGCCCCGCAGGGUGAAUCAUGCAGCAGUGUCUGUGGGGCACCGGGUGUAUUCAUUUGGAGGAUACUGCUCUGGAGAAGACUAUGAGACAUUACGCCAGAUUGACGUACACGUUUUCAAUGCAGUGUCAUUGCGUUGGACGAAGUUGCCCCCAAUGCGGUCCAGCGGACAGGCUGGGGAAGUGCCCUACAUGCGUUAUGGACAUUCAGCCGUCCUCAUUGACGACACUGUCUACCUGUGGGGUGGACGCAAUGACACAGAAGGAGCCUGCAAUGUGCUCUAUGGCUUUGAUAUCAACACUCACAAGUGGUUCACACCCAAGGUAUCUGGAACAGUGCCUGGGGCCCGAGAUGGACAUUCAGCCUGUGUCCUGGGCAAGAACAUGUAUGUCUUCGGGGGCUAUGAGCAGCUGGCUGACUGCUUUUCCAAUGAUAUCCACAAACUGGAUACCAGCAGCAUGACGUGGACCCUCAUUUCUGCCAAGGGCACUCCCGCACGAUGGAGGGACUUUCACUCAGCUACAAUGUUGGGCAACCGCAUGUAUGUUUUUGGGGGUCGAGCUGAUCGAUUUGGACCCUUUCACUCCAAUAAUGAGAUCUAUUGUAAUCGAAUCCGUAUCUUUGACACAAGGGCUGAGGCCUGGUUGGAGUGUCCAUCUACCCCAUUGUUGCCUGAGGGUCGAAGAAGCCACUCUGCCUUUGGGUACAAUGGGGAGCUGUACAUAUUUGGCGGCUACAACGCAAGGCUGAAUCGGCAUUUUCAUGACCUCUGGAAGUUCAAUCCAGUGUCCUUCUCUUGGAAGAAGAUUGAACCUAAGGGAAAGGGGCCAUGCCCCCGCCGGCGCCAGUGCUGUUGCAUCGUGGGAGACAAGAUUGUCCUCUUUGGGGGCACUAGUCCUUCUCCUGAGGAAGGCCUAGGAGAUGAGUUUGACCUCAUGGACCACUCCGACCUACACAUUCUAGACUUUAGUCCCAGCCUGAAGACCUUGUGCAAACUGGCUGUGAUUCAGUAUAACCUGGACCAGACCUGUCUGCCCCAUGAUAUCAGGUGGGAGCUGACUGCCAUGACCACCAACAGCAACAUCAGCCGCCCCAUUGCAUCAUCCCAUGGGUAGAGGGAAGCCUCCAUUGCCUUCCCUACUGAUCCUGCUGCUGUCCUCACCACCCCUUCCCAUCAUUUGCGAGCCUGCCACCAUGGGCCCCUGGACUUUGUUCCCCUGCAGCUGGAGGUGCUGGACUAGGGAUUUUUUCUGUGCUGUGGACUUUUGGAGGGGCAGCUGGGGGAGUACUGGGGCCCUCCCCUCAUCCCCUCCCCCUUGGGGCUCAGGCCCUCUCCCUUUGGUGCUCUCCCCAUCCAUGUCCUCUUUCCCUCUGAUUGUUCCUUAGCAUCUGCCGUCUGUUUAGGGUAUCCACAUAUCUUAUGGGGUUUGAGGGAGGGAAGAUGGGGAAGCAUCAGUACCUAAAUGUAGCUUCACUGCCUCCUCCACCUUCAGGAGAAACCCUUAGCCCCAAUUCCUCAACCCUGCCUGAGCCAUGAGUGGUAUCUGGGAGCUAAGAGGUGUAGAGCUGUUGAAGUGAAGUCCUCUCUUCACCCUCCUUGGGGACAGGGGUGUCCAUCGGGUGAUCCCUUCCUCCCCUCAUUCCUGACCCACUUACCCCCUCCAGGUUGUUACUGUUCCCUGAAAACCAGCCAGCGAGGAUUUUAUAAAAAUGUGUACAAACCCAAA